AUGUAUUUCUAUAAAAAGAAAGAAGAAAGGUUGAGGGACGAACAGUUUAUGAAAGCUUUGCAGUCAGCUCUUGAUGAUUGUGAUUUUCUGGAAGUGGGUUAUGAGGGUCAAUGGUUUACGUGGGAACGUGAGAGAUUGUCUCAUAACAAUACUCGGGAAAGGCUAGAUAGAAGGGUGUCAACUCCGGGAUGGAAAGACUUAUUCUCCAAUUAUAGCCUUAAGUAUUGCGGUCAUUCAGUAUCUGAUCAUUGUCCUCUUUUACUUAGUAUUUGUGGUUGGAUGGGAAGGCAAGAACAUAAGUAUUGUAAUUUUAAGUUUGAGGCAACUUGGAUCCUCGAAGAGUUGUGUAAAGAUGAGGUUCAUCGACUUUGGGUCAAUACGGAGGGAUCAAUUUGUGACAGGCUUCAAUCGGUAGGGAAGGGUUUAAUGAGAUGGGCUAGGGAGAUUUGGAAGUCUUUGCGUAUGAAUACGGAAUGGCUAAAACUUUGA
Molecule: messenger RNA, 489 nt
Organism: Gossypium arboreum
Lineage: Eukaryota; Viridiplantae; Streptophyta; Magnoliopsida; Malvales; Malvaceae
Exons: 1
Coding region: 1-489 (162 amino acids)
Source: RefSeq, a predicted model, not a curated record